CUCAUUAGGUUUGAUAUGAUUUGUGAUGUUGUUUUCAGCGAGGUAAAAACAAUUUAUUUCAUUACUGUUUUGCAGGUAGCUUCAGGUGAAUGCAAUGAAGACACUGAGGUUUACAACAUUACCCUUAGUACUGGGGAUGAACUGACUUUAAUGGGACAAGCAGAAAUCCUUUAUGCAAAAUCUUCUAAGGAGAAGUCACGACUCAACACCAUCUUCAAAAAAAUUGGUAAACUUAAUUCAAUUAGCAAACUUGGCAGAGGCAAAAUGCCCUGCCUCAUCUGCAUGAACCACAGGACCAAUGAAAGCAUCAGUCUCCCAUUCCAGUGUAAGGGCAAGUUUAGCACCCGCAGCCCGUUGGAGGUGCAGAUGCAAGAAGGUGAGCACACAAUUCGUAAUAUAGUAGAAAAAACCCGGCUGCCUGUUAAUGUGACUGUGCCAAGCCCUACGCCGAGAAAUCCCUACGACCUGCAUUUUAUCCGUGAAGGGCAUAGGUACAAGUUUGUCAACAUUCAAACCAAAACUGUGGUGGUUUGUUGCGUGCUUCGUGGCAACAAAAUUAUUCCCAUGCAUUUUCCCUUGCACUUGACACUUCCAAAAUUUACUCUACCUGACAGUCUUGUGAAGGGGGAGCUGUGGCACGAAUCCCUCAUCCAGCACUGGUUUAAUAUAUGCCAGGAACAGUUUGACAUAGACGAGUAUUCCCGGGCCGUGCGCGAUGUGAAAACAGACUGGAAUGAAGACUGCAAGAGCCCAAAGAAGAACCGGUGCAGCGGGCACACUCACGUGCCCAACUCCCUCAGCUAUGCACGAGACGAGCUCACGCAGUCCUUCCACCGGCUGUCGGUGUGUGUUUAUGGCAACAAUUUGCAUGGCAAUAGCGAAGUGAACCUCCACGGCUGCAGGGACCUGUGUAACGAGUGGGCUCUGUUUUCUCACGAUGCACUUCAGUACCAGGAUUCUGGUGACAGUAGCAGUGAUUACCUUUUUCCUGAGGUUGGUGAAGAGUCCAUGUUUCUGCCUACAAAACCAGAACUUCCUUACGAAGAGCUGUGGUUGGACCAAGGGUCUGGAAAGCCUGGUGAGCAGCUUCUCACUCGCUCGCUAAGUGAGAAGAACAAAUGUGACAAUUACAGAGGAUCCUUCCGAUCAAAGUGUGGUAGUACAUCUCUUCCUGUGCCUGGGACAGUCGAUGCAGCAACAAAGUCUGUGGAUGUUUCCCUACCUCCACCUCCAGUGCCUCCCAAAUCAGAAGCAGUAAAAGAGGAAUGCAGGCUCCUGAACGCUCCCCCUGUCCCACCACGGAGUUCAAAACCAUCUUCCACUAGUCCUUCCAUCCCUCCUCGCACAGUCAAACCUGCACGACAGCAGACGCGCUCUCCUAGCCCUACUCUGUCCUACUAUUCUUCAGGACUGCACAACAUCAACGUCACAGAGAGUGACAGCGUGAACCCAGCUGAGAGCAGCACACCUGUUUCAUGCUACCCUUGUACCAUGAUGAAAAACGAAUCCAAAGAGCCUGAGAACACAAUGCCUUUUGGAAGCCCCUCAAUUGAAGCUCUGCCUUCCAGAUUAUCUUGGCCAAAUCAUUUUUCAGGAACUACGGAAGGCCAGAAUAGGAGUGAUUUCCUGCUCGAUCCAAGCAGGAGCUACAGUUACCCCAGACAGAAGACUCCAGGCACGCCAAAGAGGAACUGUCCAGCACCUUUGACUUUUGACUUCGAUGGGUGUGAGCUCCCUGCGGGCUACUCCCAGCUGUCCCCAGCAGAGUUCAGCAACAUCUCCAGCUGCCCAAAGUCAGCAAGUUACUCUCUAGGCUGCACUGAUGAGAAAACUCUGGGAGACAGCAAUGCAAAGCAGAGUCAUUCAUGUCCUGCCUUACCUCCACGGGCACCAAAGUCAAGCGAAGAGAAACAAGUUACAGACAUGUGUACUUUGCCACUAAAAAUAGAUGGUGCCGAGGAGGAAUCAAAAACUGAUUCUCCAGACCUCCUGGAAGAUCAAUAUCUGGUUAAAAAGGGCAUGCAGGAUGCAUUUUCCGUGUCUUAUCCCUUCUCAUCUCCCCUCCACCUCCAGUUAGCACCAAGGUCUUGUGGGGAUGGCUCUCCCUGGCAGCCCCCCACAGACCUUUCUGGACUCUCGAUAGAGGAAGUGUCUAAAUCGUUGAGGUUUAUUGGUCUGUCAGAAGAUGUCAUCUCAUUUUUUGUUACAGAGAAGAUUGAUGGCAAUUUACUGGUUCAGCUAACGGAAGAAAUCCUGUCAGAAGACUUUAAGCUAAGCAAAUUGCAGGUUAAGAAAAUACUACAGUUCAUUAAUGGCUGGCGGCCCAAGAUGUGAUGCUGACUAGCUUUUAGUGGAACUGUAUGAGGUGUGCUAGAGGCACUUCAGCUAAUACAUCACUUCCUGUUUUUUGCACUAAGAGCCCUUCUUGUAAAUAGUAGUAGAAAAAUUCUUAACUAUGCAGAUAAAAGUUUUUGAGUGGUGAGCGGUGGGGUUUUUUUGUAUGUCAAUAAUAAUGGUAGAGAAUCUGCAGAGGUGUGCCUUGUGCAUCCCUGAAUGUUCAACAGCUGCUAAAAACUGGACACUAAGGGAACUUUCACUCUGUACUCUAUUAAGACUUAGUCAUAUUUAUUACUGAACAAUUUGAUGCUGAAAGACACACACACACACACACCAAUCCAGUUUACAGUUUUGAGUUAACUGCAAAAAAAUGUAUUUGUUAUGGGAGUAUUUCUUCAAAUAAUAUUUGACAACAUGCUGUGAUGAUUUUUUUUCCUUUUCUGUUAACAAUAAGCAUGGUCAGAGAUAGAAAGGCAUGGUUUUGACACUACAUCUGAAAAUGUUAAGAAUUGCUGUGAAGUGCCACUAAUACACUACUCUUGCAGCUUGUUUUUAUUAACAGUGUCUUCAUGACUACCUAUAAUGUGGGUAUGUUUUCCACUUUCAGAGAAAAGAGCUUGCUUAGCUCAGUGCCCAAAGGGUAGGGAGAAAGGGAAUUUUCCUACUGAGCCAUUCUGACCAGGCCAACUAAAAGUUUAUGACCUGUAGAUUUCAAAAGUUGCUUUUGUAGUCAGAUAGCUGCAGUCAGUGGCAUGACUUGGGGUCGUGCAGCUUUCUUAUGUGAAAUGCAGCUCCCUACACGAACCCUGUCCUCAGUGGCUCCAGCCCCUCACAGCCACAAGUACAGUCAGCAGCCUGGUAGCUCAGCCCUUCCAUUUGCCUUGCUCUGCCCAGAGGAAACCCAUUACGUUUCCUCAGUUGUUGUUACCAUCAUCUGAAAAUGUGCUGUGCUAUUCUUGGAGUCAGAUCUGUGUGGGAAGGUGAUAGUACUGCAGGAUGCCUUUGAAAUAAAACUUGGUGAGGUGCAAGGAAACAGAAGCAGUGCCUGCCACGCAGAUAAGAAGGGGCCAAGUGAGAGUUUGGGCCAUGCCCCAGGAAGUGCUUGCAAUGCUUAAGUUCACCUGUUUCAUCUGCAGUGGGCUAGGAAAAUACGAAUGUCAAAGUAGAAGUGACUGUAGCUUCAUGGAGAUGUGCAAACUCAACUGCCCAGUUACAAAUACUUGUUGCAAUUGAUGCCAGGCAAAAGUACCAGCCAAAAGUGAACUCAGCGAUGAGAAAGAAACAUAAGGCUGCCCCUGGACA
Messenger RNA from Meleagris gallopavo (turkey), 3639 nucleotides. The record is from RefSeq and is a predicted model, not a curated record. NCBI's taxonomy places the organism in Eukaryota, Metazoa, Chordata, Aves, Galliformes, Phasianidae.